This is a messenger RNA of Venustampulla echinocandica, 741 nucleotides long. RefSeq names its product PRTase-like protein. Lineage: Eukaryota; Fungi; Ascomycota; Leotiomycetes; Helotiales; Pleuroascaceae. The record is from RefSeq and is a predicted model, not a curated record. The coding region runs from base 1 to 741 and encodes 246 amino acids. The transcript is spliced from 5 exons.
AUGGCAUCCUUAGCAGAAGGUGCCUCGUUUCCAAAGCAAUGCGUCGGCCCACGUUACCGUCCAGAAAAGCAGAAACCCACUGCCACCGUUUCAACUGAGGUGCCAUUCGAAAAUGUGCAUACCCUCCCUCAGACCCCGCAGCUUAUCGCACUUUUGACCAUGAUCAGGGACAAGAAAACCGAGCGGGCAGAUUUCAUCUUUUAUUCCAACCGCAUCAUUCGCUUGCUGGUCGAGGAAGGACUAAACCAUCUCCCAGUGGUUGAACAUCCGAUUACAACCCCCGUUGGGCGCUCAUAUGCAGGCGUCAUGUUCCAGGGGAAAAUAUGUGGUGUUUCAAUUAUGAGAGCUGGAGAAGCCAUGGAGCAAGGGUUGCGAGACUGUUGUCGUUCGGUGAGAAUCGGCAAGAUUUUGAUCCAGCGGGAUGAGGAGACCUGCCAGCCAAAACUCUUCUAUGACAAGCUCCCUGAAGAUAUCGCAAGUCGUUGGGUUCUGUUAUUGGAUCCAAUGUUUGCAACAGGUGGCUCUGCGAUCAUGGCCGUGGAGGUGUUGAUAUCUCGUGGUGUGCCAGAGAACCGUAUCCUCUUUCUGAAUGUCAUUGCCAGUCCACAGGGCAUUGAGAAGUUCUCCAAAAAGUUUCCCCAGCUUAGAGUGGUGACAGCAUUUAUAGACCAGGGUCUCGACGAGAAAAACUAUAUUAUUCCUGGCCUUGGGGACUUUGGAGACAGAUUCUACACCAUGUGA